UGUGGUCAUGUCAUAUUCACAAAAUAUGUCUGGGUAAUAGUCUAUUUCUCCCGUGAUUCCAGGCAUACGCACCCAACAGUCCAUUUCGUUAUUGCUUAUCACUGCCCAAAAGUUCCAAGAAGUGAUGAAGUCAGUCUCAUUUGGCAUACAUCUACUUUUUCAGAAGGAAACAAAGCAGAGAAAAAAUUCCGAGAGAAAUUCAUAGCUAGUAACCACUCUCACUUUUAUUUUAGUUUCCAUAACUGAAAUUGCUGGACUUGAGAGCAAUUUUUCCUUGCUCAACAGAAUUAGGUGAGAUGGGGAAUCAAUUUAAUAUAUAUUUAAUGAGCAUCUACAGUGUCAUGGGGCAAAAAAAUAGCAACUUACAAUAUUAAUUUCUAUAGGCAGCCCCCAAAUUUGAAUCAUUUCCUGAAAAAUUACUUCUGCUUUUGUCAAGUUUCCUGCUAGCAGUUUAGAGAUUGGGCUGUUUCCUCACUGAUACAUAUCCCUUCACACUUCUAUAAUUUAACUCUCUCAACUGCAUGUGAAAGAUCUUAGCUGAAGAUGACUGACAGUGUUAUUUAUUCCAUGUUAGAGUUGCCUACGGCAACCCAAGCCCAGAAUGACUACGGACCACAGCAAAAAUCUUCCUCUUCCAGGCCUUCUUGUUCUUGCCUUGUGGCAAUAGCUUUGGGGCUUCUGACUGCAGUUCUUCUGAGUGUGCUGCUAUACCAGUGGAUCCUGUGCCAGGGCUCCAACUACUCCACUUGUGCCAGCUGUCCUAGCUGCCCAGACCGCUGGAUGAAAUAUGGUAACCAUUGUUAUUAUUUCUCAGUGGAGAAAAAGGACUGGGAUUCUAGUCUGGAAUUCUGCCUAGCGAGAGACUCACACCUCCUUGUGAUAACAGACAAUCAGGAAAUGAGCCUGCUCCAAGUUUUCCUCAGUGAGGCCUUUUGCUGGAUUGGUCUGAGGAACAAUUCUGGCUGGAGGUGGGAAGACGGAUCACCUCUAAACUUCUCAAGGAUUUCUUCUAAUAGCUUUGUGCAGACAUGCGGUGCCAUCAACAAAAAUGGUCUUCAAGCCUCAAGCUGUGAAGUUCCUUUACAGUGGGUGUGUAAGAAGGAAACAGGCGUACAUCAGGGGCUCUUCUUGUGCUGCAAAUGAAGUUGAUGGAAUUACACUAUGAUACGACUGACUCCCCUGGCAUGGCCCUUCUUGAUUCCUGAGGCUGCCGGGAACUCACCGAGGAUGCCGAGAGCUCAGCAUCAGGCUUCAUGAGCAGCACGCUUUGGUCCACAGCACGGAGGGC
Gorilla gorilla gorilla (western lowland gorilla) is the source of this 1288-nucleotide messenger RNA. It is a transcript of the gene KLRG1, whose product is annotated as killer cell lectin like receptor G1. The transcript has 7 exons. NCBI's taxonomy places the organism in Eukaryota, Metazoa, Chordata, Mammalia, Primates, Hominidae. The coding region runs from base 544 to 1143 and encodes 199 amino acids. The record is from RefSeq and is a predicted model, not a curated record.